CUUCCCCCCCCCCCUUGUGUGUGUGUGUGUGUGUGUGUGUGUGUGUGUGCAUACUUGUCAACCUCCCCCACAGGCUACAGAUGGAGAACGAGCUCCGCCAGCGAGAGAGAGAGCAAGAGCGCGAACGAGAGAAAGAAAGGGAGCGCGAGGCCGGGCUGGAACGAGAGCGGGAGAGGGAGAGAGAGAGAGAGAGAGAGAGAGAGAGGGAGGAGGAGAGAGAGAGAGAGCUGGACAGACAGAAGGAGAGGCAGAGGGAGAGACAGCAGCAGAUGGUCCGAGCGGCCGAGAGCCACUACCUGGCUGAGCUGCAGGCUCGCAGGGCGCCGCCGGAGGACAGGACCAGGCCGGGGGAGAGGCUGACCCCGAACAGACCGGAUAAGAUGAAGGACUCGGAGCACCCAGGCUUCCCAGCAUCCAAAGCUCUGUCCCUGCAGCCUGGCCUUCACUCCUCCAGGGGCUCUAUCCCACACCCUGUGCCCAGCCUGGUGCCCUCUCACCUGGGGAAGCAUCACGCUGCUGCUGGCGGGCUCCACGGAGCUCUGGCAGCUGCCAUGAUGACUCAGAGGGCCAGCGAGGCGGCGUGGUUGACACGGCAACGAGGGCACGGGCAGGAGAGGGAGGGUCCGCUGGAGAUGGGCCUCCGCUCACCUGGGAAAGGGGUGGAGCUGAGGAGAGACGGUCACAGAACCGGUUCAGUCCAUCACAACCCCGGCAGCAAAGAUGUAGCUCCCUGCCUCGGCGCUCCGCCUCCCCUCAUCUCCCCUAAAGGUCCCCAUCAUCCUCCCGCCCCCCCGUCGACACUGUGGAACCCGGCCUCCCUCGUCGACACCCCCGCAGACUCCCGCAGAAAACUCAACCCCCCCACGCCGCCGAGUCGGCCGCCUCCAGGGCUGACCAGAGCCGACAGGCCCCCGCUGAGCUGGGGGGAGAAGCUGGAGGACGGAGGCAGGAGGAGGGCAGACGGCCCGGAGAGGUACGCCUCGCUGAGGGGAGCUACUUUACAAGAAGCAGGAUCCUGGAACAAGGCAGAGCAGGACAGAGCCAUCCAGAACCUCUACCACCGGCAUCACAUCGGUAACCUCCACCAGAGAUCCUGUGUGCCUCUGUCUGGUCCCGGUACCGGGGGUCAGGCGGCCUCUCCGCCUCCGGUGAGGGAGCGACAGAGUCAGUCGGCCGACAGCGUGCUGGUGUAUGACGAGGUCCUCCAGCAGCACCGCCGGCUGCUCAGCAAACUGGACCUGGAGGAGAAGAGGAGGAGGGAGGCCCGAGAGGGAGGUUACUACUACGACCUGGACGAGUCCUACGAUGAGAGUGACGAAGAGGACGUGAAAGCCCAUUUAAGAAGAGUGACAGAACAGCCCCCCCUCAAACUGGAGGCGUCCUCAGAGAAAGUGGAUUUCCUUGGUGUGUGUGGUUUGACCACGCUGGCCCAUCGCGAUGAGCUUCUGGGGCGAAAGAGGAGGAAGAGGAGGAGGAUGAUGAAAGAGCGCAGCCUCUCUCCGCCGGCCGUACGGGGCAAGAGAAAGGCCUCUUCACCUUCAACACCUGCAGCUCCUUUAACUACCCCGUACUCUGCUCAGCAGAUGGACAGCAGCCCCCAACUGCACCAGAAGAAAGACUUCCUCCUCAUGUUCAACCUCUCUCACGUCAGCCCUCAGCAGAGGAGAGAUAAGGAGAGGACGGAGGAGCUGCUGAGGGCCAUUCAGAAGAAGACUGUGACAUUAGACACACUCCGAUAUAAUCCUUUACCUCCGUGUAGCAGCCCUCCUGCUUCCUCAGCUGGUGACUCGUCAUUAGCUCCUCUGCCGAGUCAAUCAAAUGGCCAUCCGUACCCGGACUCUCCCAGCCCGUCACCUCCCUACUCACACAGACCCAAACACCCCCCCCACAACGACACAUUCAAACCCUCCGUGGACGCCCACGGGGCCCGCGGCCCUCCACCCUCGGCCCCCCGUCACGAGAAGGCUGAAUUUAUGGAAGCUCAGCCAAACAGGAAGCUGCAGAACGGCGUCAUGGCUUCUCCGCAGAGAAAGGAGCCCAACGCCGUGCAGAACGGGCGCAGUCGGCCCUGGGAGAGGUUCACACCCGAGGCCUUCGCUCAGCACUUCCACCAGGCCGUGCUGCAGUCCACACACAGCACGCUGCACAGCAAAGGAGUCUCACAUUGUGUCCCAGAGGCCAGCGUGAAGGCCGAGCGCUCGCUGCCUCACAACGCUUCUCAACUGAAGAGUUCACCUCUGAACCAAGCCGCUCAGCACGCACACAUCAACGGCCAUCACUUCCAUCCCCUCGUAGCCAGCAGGGACGCUCCGGGACCGCGGGAACACCUGUCUGAUGAGGACGAGGAAGAGUCUGGUCAGGAGGAGGAAGAUGAGGAGGAGGAGAUGGAAGAAGCUCCGAGGAAGUGGCAGGGCAUUGAAGCUAUCUUUGAGUCCUACCAGGAGUACGUGGACGAGUGGAGUCUAGAGCGGCAGGUUCUCCACGGUCAGUGUAAAAGACUGGAAACACAGAACUACAACCUGACCAGGACUGCAGAGCAGCUCUCUCUCACCAUGGGGGAUCUGGUGAGUCAGAGGCAGAAGGUGAGGGAGGAGAGGGAGAUGCUGCAGGCCCAGCUCGAGCACUUCAGGAGGUGUUUGACGCUACCCAACAUUCAGUGGGGCAGGGGGCAGUUCAACGGGCACACGCCGAGGUGACCUCUGACCUCGACUCACUGGCGGAUACGCCUCUGACGGCGAAGGAACAGUAACAAGAACAAGACGGACUGGAGCCAGACCACUCUCUGCACUACAAGCACUUGAAGGAGCCGGUCCUCGUCUUGUUCCACCCGUCUGGCCAAUCAGUGAUGUCACCUGUCUGGUUCCGGAUCCAACUGAUGACCUGCCAACGGUAGCGGUGAACCACGGUGACCACAUAGCUCUCUCUCAUUCUGCCUCUGGACUGUAACAACACUGUGGAGGUGAAUCAGCAGUAACGCUAACCGCACCCUCUAGUCCCCGACUUAGCUUUAAGGACUCUCCACCACUUAGCUCGUAGCAGAUCAACUUCUACAUAAACUGAUGAGACGAAUCACUCGGCACACAUCUGUAGCCUCUCUGGACGGCGGUGAGAAGAGACCGAGCGUGCAGCGGUCACUCGGCCGAUACUCAGAGAAUGAAAAUGGAGUCGAGGAAUCAAAGCACACCUCAGGCCUUAAACAUGAUGGGAUGCACUUGAAGAGGAAUUGGAGAAAACACUUGAGCGUCCUCUGUGUG
This is a messenger RNA of Sebastes umbrosus (honeycomb rockfish), 3254 nucleotides long. RefSeq names its product genetic suppressor element 1-like. NCBI's taxonomy places the organism in Eukaryota, Metazoa, Chordata, Actinopteri, Perciformes, Sebastidae. The transcript is spliced from 10 exons. Bases 81 to 2696 code for a protein of 871 amino acids. The record is from RefSeq and is a predicted model, not a curated record.